Molecule: messenger RNA, 708 nt
Organism: Adineta steineri
Lineage: Eukaryota; Metazoa; Rotifera; Eurotatoria; Adinetida; Adinetidae
Source: the annotation of a GenBank genome assembly
AUGCCGUUGGAUAGAGCUCGUAAAGUUGCAUUGGAAGAGGAAUUUUGUUCAUUAUGUAAUCAACAAUAUCAUUAUCGAACAGAUUGUCAACAAUUAAUAUUAAUCACCGAACGAUGGUUCUUCUGGUGUAAUUCAGAACGUGGUCGAUAUUUAACUGAACGAGCAGGACAAGAUGCUGAUUAUGCAGCUCGUCUUGUUGAAUAUGAACGAGAACAAGCAAAAAAUAGACAACGAAAUGAAGAAUUACGCCAUCGGUACGAUACAGCUGUAGAAGAUGAAAACUAUAAAUCAAGAAAUUGUCGUCAUUGUCCAAAUUGUCAUCGAGUUGUUGAACGUAUGGAAGGAUGUGAAUCUAUGAUAUGUGGACAAGAUUAUCAUGGAGGAAAUAUUCAAUCUGGUUGUGGAGAAGAAUUUACUUGGGAUGAAGCUGAACAAUAUCAAGCAGCAACUGUGAGAAAAUCAACAGAAACCAUUAAUGAUUUACCACGUCCGGAAAGUCCACUUAUUACUCAUGAAAAUAUUACUUGCGAUGGUUGUCAUGAAAUUGUACGUGGUAUUCGAUUCGAUUGUGUACAUUGUCCUUCAUUGAUCUUUUGUGAAAAAUGUGAACAACGUUAUACAUUAGCUCAUUCAAAUGAAAAUCGAAAUGCUGGACAACAACAACAUGUUUUUAGAUUAAUAAUGACACCCUUUGAUGAAAUACAAUAA